Messenger RNA from Lolium perenne, 4636 nucleotides. Its product is annotated as kinesin-like protein KIN-14D. Gene Ontology annotation, cellular component: microtubule cytoskeleton. The record is from RefSeq and is a predicted model, not a curated record. Gene Ontology annotation, molecular function: ATP binding; microtubule binding; microtubule motor activity. Gene Ontology annotation, biological process: microtubule-based movement. Lineage: Eukaryota; Viridiplantae; Streptophyta; Magnoliopsida; Poales; Poaceae.
UCGACUCGUCGUCUCCUUCCUCCCGUCGCGCGUCUCACACUCUAGCCAGUCCACCUCCCCUCUCCAUCCCCGCCAGCCACCACCUAAAAAUAGCACGAGACCACCGCCUCCAUGCAUCUCGCGCGCUCCUUUCCCUCCCAUCCUCACCUCAUCAUCGCCCCUCUCCUCUCCUCGCCGUCCCCUCCAAUGCCCGUCUCCGCACCUCCGUUUCACCUCCCUUUCCAUGUCCAUCCGCACCCCCAAUGCCGCGUCAGACCCAGCGAGGCGGCGGGCGGACGCCGUCGGGUGGCUGCGCGGGGUGUUCCCGGACGUGCCCCUCCCGACACCGUCGGACGCCUCCGACAACGACCUGCACGCCGCGCUCUCCGGCGGCAGGCUGCUCUGCGCGCUCCUCAGGAAGAUCUGCCCCGGCGCCCUGCUGGACGACGCCUCCACGGACAAUGUAGGAAGGUUCCGCGCAGCCGUCGAGCGGAUGGGUGUGCCCACCUUCAGCGCCUUCGACCUCGAGAGGGGCCAAAUGACAGCUGUUGUGGAUUGCAUUCUCGCCCUCAGGGAUCGGUUCGGGUCACGCAUCAGCGAAGAACACGGCUUCAGUUUCCUCACCAGAAGCGAUAGCGAAGGAAGCAGAAGGCACAUGGAGGCCAAGCUGCAAAGAGUGCUCACCAGUCCAAUUAUGUCAGAACCGUCCAGUCCUUCAUUAGGGGCCGACCUGUAUUCUCCGUCGGGAGUAUUUCAGAUGAAACAAGGGGGGUAUGCUGAUCUUCCUGGCUGUAAAGUUUCAGACUUAAUGAAAUCCUCCAGCUUGGACAAUGCACCCACUCAGUCACUUCUCGGAGUCGUAAACAGCAUCGUUGAUGAGAGCAUCGAGAGGAAGAAUGGACAGAUACCUUAUCGCAUUGCUUGCUUGCUGAGGAAGGUCAUAGUUGAAAUUGAACGACGUAUGUCUUCUCAGGCUGGGCAUAUACGAAAUCAAAAUAACCUGAUUAAAGCUCGCGAAGAGAAGUAUCAAUCAAGGAUAAGAGUGCUAGAGGCACUAGCAGGUGGGGCAAGCGGGCAAACACAUAUGGAGAAAGAUAAGCAACUACCAGAGGAAGAUAUGGCUAGGCUGAUGAAAUGCCAGGAAGAGGUGGUUAGGUUGAUGAAAGAAAAGGAAGAUAUGGCUAGGUUGCUGAAGGAGAAGGAAGAUAUGGUUAGGUUGUUGAAGGAGAAGGAAGAUAUGGUUAGACUAUUGAAGGAGAAGGAAGAUAUUAUUGACUUGAAAAAUGUGAAGGUUGAAGAAAGACAACUAAUAGCAGAUGAAAGAAAAGAUAGGUUACUUAAGGAGAAGGAUGAUAGUAUAGUUAGAUUGAAAAAGGAGAAGCAAGAAGUGGUUAGGUUACUGAAGGAGAAGGAAGAUAUGGUCAGUUUGUUAAUGGCGAAGGAAGAUAUGGUUGACUUAAAAAAAGUCAUGGUUCAAGAAACACAAAGAAUAACAGAUGAGGGAAAAGAUAGGUUACUUAAGGAGAAGGAUGAUACUAUAGUUCGAUUGACAAAGGAGAAGGAAGAGAUGGUUAGGCUGAUGAAGGGCAAGGAAGAUACUGGUAUUGAUAGGCUGAUUGCAGAGAAGAGCACUAAUGUGGUUAUGUUGACACAGGAGAAGGAAGAGAUGAUUAAGUUGCUGAAAGAGAAGGAAGAUAUAAUUCUAUUAAUGAAGGAGAAGGAAAACAUGUUCAUGUUAAUGACGGAGAAGGAAGAUAAGGUUGACUUGAAGAAAGGCACAGUUGAAAACAUGAAGCAACUAAGCGAUGAAGAUGCACAUACAUCAACUAAGGAGAAGAGUGACAUAAUUAGGUUGAUGAAGGAAAGUGAGGAUUCUAACAAUUCAAUUAUGAAACUUAAGCUGGAAUUAGAAGCAUUAAGAUCAUUACAUGAGGAGAACUGCAAGUUGUUAGAAUCUAAGAAUAAAGAUAUUGUUAAGCUUAUUGCAGACAAGGAAGACAGUGCCGGUAUAAUUUUGCAACUAAGGCAAGACAUGUCAACUAAGGAGAAUGACAAAAUUCUUAAGUUGAUGAACGAAAAAGAGCACGGUAACAACAUAAUUUUGAAAGUUAACAUGGAAAUGAAAGCAUUACAAUCAUCAUAUGAGGAAGCCUGCAAACUGUUAGAAUCCAAGGAGAAGGAUGUAGUUACGCUUCUUGCAGAUAAGGAAGAAGCCAGAAAAUUGUUAGAAUCUAAGGAGAAAGAUGUAGUUAAGCUUCUUGCCGAUAAGGAAGACAAUGCUAGUUUAAUUCUUCAACUCAGAGAGGAGCUUGAAGCAGCAAAAAGGUUACACGAGAGAGAUAGUCAGCAAUUAGAGGCCAGAGCUUCCCAACUAAAGGAGGAGCUGGAACAGAGGAUAAAAGAAGUAGAGCUCAUGUUAGAGGAUUCUAUCAAGAAAAGAAGAGAACAUGAGGAAGUAUUGAAAUCUAGAAUCCAGUUCUGGGAGCAGAAAGGAAUAGUGGUCAACCAAUUUGUGGGUUUGCAAAUACAAAACGUUCAGGAUUUGAGGCUAUGUUCUGUUUCAGUUAGGCAUGAUAUUCUGAAUUGUCAACAAAGAUGGCUUGAAGAACUAGCUGGCCUUGGACAAGACCUUAAGGUGGUAACCAAUGCUGCAGAAAAAUAUCAUGCAGCUCUUGCAGAAAACAGGAAGUUAUUCAAUGAGAUUCAGGAACUUAAAGGAAAUGUCAGAGUUUUAUGUCGGAUAAGACCGUUUCAACCUGGGGAAGAUGAGAAAUCCAGUUCAGUUGAAUAUAUUGGCGAAAAUGGUGAACUUGUUUUAUCGAACCCUACAAAACCGAAGGAAGGGAGCAAAAAUUUCACAUUUAACAAAGUUUUUGGCCCUACCACUACACAAGAUAAUGUCUUCAAGGACAUUCAGCCUCUAAUUAGAUCAGUUCUUGAUGGCUACAAUGUUUGCAUUUUCGCAUAUGGUCAAACUGGAUCAGGGAAAACAUACACUAUGAUGGGUCCUGAAAAGGCAACUGAGAAGGAAUGGGGCGUCAAUUAUAGAGCACUAAAUGACCUUUUCAAUAUCUCCCGUGACCGACAAGAUACUAUCACGUAUGAACUUAGUGUUCAAAUGAUUGAGAUCUACAAUGAGCAAAUUCGUGAUCUCCUUAGUGCUGGUGGUGUGCAGAAGAAAAUAGGGAUUCAGAAUACCAUCCAGCCCAACGGAAUAGCUGUUCCUGACGCAACGAUGUGUCCUGUACACUCAACUUCUCAUGUUAUUGAGCUAAUGCAAACUGGGCACGGCAAUAGAGCCAUGAGUGCUACAGCAUUAAACGAGAGAAGCAGCAGAUCUCACAGUGUUGUGACCAUUCAUGUCCGAGGCCAGGAUCUAAAAACUGGGAACACUUUACGUGGCGCUCUACACCUUGUGGAUCUUGCUGGAAGUGAGAGGGUGGACCGCUCUGCGGUUACAGGAGACAGGCUCAAAGAAGCACAACACAUCAACAAAUCUCUUGCUGCUCUUGGGGAUGUUAUAUUUUCUUUAUCACAGAAGAAUGCCCAUGUACCAUACCGAAAUAGCAAGCUUACACAAGUCUUGCAAACUUCACUGGGUGGGCAUGCAAAGACUCUAAUGUUUGUGCAGGUUAACCCAGAUGUUACAUCUUAUACAGAGACCUUAAGUACUCUUAAAUUUGCGGAGCGAGUGUCUGGGGUGGAACUAGGUGUUGCGAGGACCAAUAAGGAGGGAAAAGAAGGCAAAGAUGUCAGAGAAUUGAUGGAUCAGCUUUCAAUGCUCCAAGAUACUAUUUCGAAGAAGGAUGAUGAAAUCGAACAGCUGCAACUACUCAAUACUAGCUCACUGAAGUCCAACAGACAAGCUGGUUCCCUAUUGAAGCAUUCUUCCUCUUCUCCGGGCAUGACAUCACUAGCAAAGGUCUCAAGUGUUGGCAGCGGAGCAGCUUCUGAUCUUGAUAACUUCUCUGACAUUAGUGACAGGCAAUCUGAAGCUGGGUCCACGCUCUCCAUUGAACCUGAGGCUUCUGGUCUUGGUGAUAUUGACUCUGACGGAAGGUUAAGUGAUGCAUCUGAUGGAGGCAAUUCUACCGGUGCAGAAACUGACUGUUCAGUAAGCAGCGCGGUGGACCAAGGGCAAGACAAAACGUCUAGCGCUGCGAAAGUGCGGUUGACAAAAGCGGUAUCUCGUGUUCAGAAGUUGACAGUCCCAAAAGCAUCAGGCUUGCGGCCUAAACCAAGGGAUCCUCCUGUUCCUAAACCCUCAGCGCCAACAGGGACACGAAGAAGUACCACCCAAGCAACUCCAUCGGCGAGAGUUACUGGUACUGCAAAGCGGGGACCAUAGAUCAAGUUUCUUAACAUUUGGUUAAACCAUUUCCCAGUUACCUUAAAUAUCUCAUUAGAAGUUCUAGAGUGUACGAGUGUCUAGCUUUGGUGUAACUAUGUACAUUUGAGUUAGAAAUUAGAGAUGGAGAAAAAUAGUUAGUGCUCUGAAUCUCGUGUGUUCUAUUCACAAGAUGAUGAUAUAGUAGGAAAACCUUAGACAUAAGGAAAACCAUAAAACAUUCUCACGCAGGUUUGUCUUGUAUCAGUGAAUGUUGUACUUUUGCCCUAGUUGUGUUUCCUUCAGUUGAUCUAAAGAUCUGAUAGAUCA